Vespa mandarinia (Asian giant hornet) is the source of this 1390-nucleotide messenger RNA. RefSeq lists its product as uncharacterized. The record is from RefSeq and is a predicted model, not a curated record. Lineage: Eukaryota; Metazoa; Arthropoda; Insecta; Hymenoptera; Vespidae.
AGAGAGAGAGAAAGAGAACAGAACAGAAAUUUGUAGAAAAAAAAAGAAAGAGAGAGGAAGAGAUUAGAAGUGGAUUCAAGCUGGGCAAUGCGCGAUAAGCAGUGCAAAUUUGUUGUCGUAGCGAACGUCGUUUAAAGCUAAAUGAAAAAUUUACGUGCUAAAAUAUUAGCAAAGUGCGCAACGCGUUUUCCUUGGUAUCUCAUAGUAAGGUGCAAACAUCUCUAAGGUUCUGACAAGUACCGUGUGUGAUACGAUGGUGCCAGGAAACUUUGUUUACACAGUCACGAGUUAAAUACAAGUAUAAAGGGACAAGCGAGCCUGAGUUGCAGGCCAUUUCGUUAAAAUCACGAUGGGUAAUAGUCGAGUACUCGUACUUGUUUUUUUAAUCUUCGUUAUAUUUUCGAGUAUCAUUUGGAAUGAGUCAUAUUCGGUAAAUGCCGAUUCUGACAUUACCACUACCGAAGAAAAUACAUCGGAAGAACAAAAAUUAAUUCUCGAUUGUCAACAUCCUAAUUACAGGACAUAUAUCAAGUGUCUCAAGUAUCCGAGUUAUAAAGGGAACAAAGUGAAGAGGCAUCAUCAUGAAAUGUCACCGGAAUUCGAUCACCAUUGCAUGGAGACGUGUGUUAAAACCUGCGAAACUAUUUCAAGUCACGAUUGCAAUCAAAAGUGUUCUCAUUGCAUAAGAAAAGCAAAACAUAAACAUCAGAUCAUUACGGAGUACGAGACCGAGUGUAUAGAUGGAGAUUGUAAAGGUAGUGAUAAGCCUGUCGUAGGAAUGGCAAAUAUUACGACGAAUAUUGAGCUUAACAAUAACAUCAACACUGGUACAGAUCGUCCAAAGGAUGGUGAGAUAACACCAAGUUCAAAGAACUGUAAUUGCAGUUGUUGUCCUAAUUGUAGAGGAUGUUCAUCAAAUUGUUGUCCUUAUGAUGGAGGUUAUGGUGGAGGUUUUGGUGGAGGUUUUGGUGGAGGUUUCCAAUUAAGUAUGGUACCACAAUUAAGUCUGGGAUUAGGUUUGAGUCCCUCUUUUGGUUGUAUCCCUCCUUAUCAUUGGUUUUGUUAUCCACAUUCCUAUGAAAAAGAUUGCUCCGUAUGCUAUAACCCAGUGUUACGAUACAAAUGUGACAUAUCUUGUCAGAUACAACUUGGAAAUAGUAUUUCAUAUACUCAAAGGAUGAAAAGAGACGAUCAACCUUGUCAGAGUCCCCAUUGUGUUGGAGGAACUUAAUUUGUUUCGAUGAUUAAUUCUAUCAUUUUAAACAAUCACAUAGUCGCAAAAUGAAUCACUAUACUGUCAUUACUAUUUUGAUAGAAAUAAAAGGAAAUCUAUUCAAAGUUGUGGGAAAAAAAAAGAUAUACGUCGGAAACUAUAGUUUCUACAUAUUAC